AUGGACGCGGACGCGUCUUGGGAGGAGUGGUCCGGCUUCACGUCCGGCCUGGCCGCCCUGCCGCUGACGCCGCGGGUGUACUUCGUGCUGGUCCACGUCCGGGGGAGCUGGCCGUGGCUGCAGAUUCUUCCCCUCGUGUACAUGCUCUGCGGCAUGUACUGCUGCUACGCCGUCUGCCCUGUGCUGCUCAACGUCCUGCUCGCCUGGCUCAGCAGGGCCCUCGCCAGCUGGCCCUUUGAGGUCAUAAUCUUGGUCGUGUUCUGCACGGGCAUCGGGGCGUUCCUCGUGCCGUGGGUGCCUGGGCUGACGGUGUACAUCUUCGGGGGCCUCGUGCUGUCCAAGACGUGCUCCUGGGGCGCGGGCCCCGAGACGCGCUUCUGGGUCGGAGCACUCGUGAACAUCGCGGUGGGCCUGCUGCUGAAGCUUGUGGCCUGCGCCGUGCAGCAGAAGUGCAUCGGCGAGCUGCUCGGGAGGAGCCUGUCUGUGCGCCGAGCCGUGGGCGUGCACAAGCCCAUGAUCCGGUGCAUCGAGGCCGAGCUGAGGCAGCCUGGCUGGACGGUCGGCAAGGUUGCUAUCCUCUGCGGCGGGCCGGACUGGCCCACCUCGGUGCUGGCGGGCGUGCUGCGGUUGUCAUUGUGGCAGUGCGAGCUGGGGACCCUGCCCAUCAUAUUCUUCGUGAUCCCGUGCGCCCUCACCGGUUCUUUCUAUUUGAAGAAGGGCUCGAGCCCGAUCUGGAGCAGAGCAGCCAACCUGAUGACGCUCCUGUCGCUCCUGGUCAGCCUGCUGCUGUGGAUGCUCGCGCUGUGGGCCAUUCAGGGGCGCCUGGAGAAGGACCACUUCGAGCUACAGAGGCCUCUGCCUCAGAAUGCAGAGCUGGAGUGGCUGGACUUCCGCGAUGCAGAGGUGGCCCGCAGGUGUGCCGUAGUGUGGGCAGACGUGCCGCGGUUUACCCGCUGGACGUUCGCCCUAGGCGCUGUCAUUCACGUGUUGGUGUGCCACGUGCUGUACUGGAUGAACGAAAGCCUCUUCGGCAAGUUCAGCGUGUCCGACGACAUCGACUCGCUGAAGUGGUACGGGGCCGACGGCGGCUUGUUCAACCUGUGGUCAGUGGCCACGCUCGCGGUGUACGGUGUCUCACUCCUCGCCUACCUUCAGUACAGCGCCUGGCACCGGCUGAGCCAGUCGGAGGCCAGGAAGAGGGCUGCCCAGGAGGUCGAGGCGCGGAGGGAGGCCUGGCUGCAGGACUACGACAGGCGCUGCCUGGAGGCAUCAGACAGUCGCGGCAGGGCCCUGGACGCCUCGCCGCAGGAGACCCGUCGGCCUGGGAGCGCGGUCUGCGACGGCGAGGCCGCUCUGCCGCCCCGCAGCUGGGCCGAGGAGCACGGCACUGCCUCGCCCAGCACGCCACUGGCCCGCAGCCCGAGCGGCACGGGCCGCUCGCACAGCCGAGGCGGCCUCCACCCCGAUCACGCCAGGCCUGACGCGUGGGCGCCGGGACUGAUGGGCGGCACGGCCGGGGGAGGCCCAGCGGAUGAGCGAGAGGAGGCUGGCGGUGCAUGGCAGGAGGAGAGCGGCCGCGCCUGGGAGUCGGAGUCGGAUGGGUCGUCCGCCUCUGGGCUCGAGUGGGCCGCUGGUGACAGCGAGCCCGUCGCCCUGGCCGCAGGCAAGCCGCUCGCCUGGUCGCGCGGCGGGGCCGCAGCGGCAGCCGCCGCGGACAUGCCCCCCCUCGGCGCGGUGUCUGGCAGCACCACUCCGAUGGCUGGGCUGACCGAUGCGCGCCCCGCCCCGCUGGCAGCCUGCCCUGGUCCCGUGCACGCGGACGCGCCGUCCGCAGAGGCCGCCGUGCAAGUUCUGCACGAGGCCUCGCAGCUGCGCCCCGACCCGCUGGCGCGGGCGCCAGACGAGCUUGCGGGCAGCGGUCCGCCGACGCCAGCGGCCGGCGUCCAAGUGUUGCGCCUGGUGGCGCGGUGGCCGAGGCCGCCGGGGCCGGUGCUGGAGCUGGCGCCGCUGGCGCCUCUGGCGCCGACGCCUCCCUGCUCGCCGCCAGCGUCGCCCACAGUGCUGACGAGGGCCUUGUCGCUGGUGGAUCGCAAGGUGGUCCACCAGCAGGCGGAGCCGCGGAAGCAGCUCGGCAGGCUGUACAGGCUGUGA
This is a messenger RNA of Prorocentrum cordatum, 2151 nucleotides long. Lineage: Eukaryota; Dinophyceae; Prorocentrales; Prorocentraceae. The record is from the annotation of a GenBank genome assembly.